CAGGAGGGCAUUUUUGAUGAGGUACAGUGGACCCCAUGCCCAUACCCAGCUUCUUGGGAAGACUUUUCCUUUUUUCUACCCCAUAUUUACGAUUUCGGAGCCCAUAAAACUGGAAAGGCCUUCUUAAAAUCAAUAGUUGCGAGUAAAGGGAAGGACGAGCGAGUGUGCGUCUCGCUUCCCGCGGGCCCCUGCGCAGCUCACGGCUACAAAGGGAGGAGCCUACGUUGGUGACGAGCUUUGACGGUCGCCACUUGACAGUCUGCCUUCAACGGAGACACAACGCAUAGCGCCCCUCCAAUCUCGCCAACCCCCCACGCUUUCACCUGGUCCACUCUGCUGCUGAUUAUCAAGGGGCCGAGGACUGACAACGACCAAGAAUUACCCAGGCACCUGAAGAAGGCGUCGAGCGCUCGCCUGUUACCAGAUCGGAGCCGACUUUGUUAUCGAAAGUAGCCACCUACACCCAAAAUCCCUCUUAGUAAGCGCUCGGUUUCAACCCCUUCCCACCUUUUUCUACUUUCAUAUAAAAUCCCGUCGGGUGUUUUGACGGUUGAAGAGAACCUUCCAGAGGCCCCUGCAGGCCCCUCCCGUGAACUGUGAUUUGGUGAUAAAGAGGAAAAAAAUAUAAAACGGAAAACCCCCGUUCCGCUCGGCGACGACGAAACGUAUCAGGACCCCGAGGACGUCUCCUGUCGUUCUGCUGAAUUUUAUGGCCGUGACGGGCUGAUCGACGGUGGUGUGUGCGUGCGUGCGUCGGUGCGCGUGGCGUGUUCGUGUGGUUGUGCACUAGGUCAGAAUGAUGACAGCGGGCUACCCAGAGCAGGGGGGUGGCGGUGGGGGCCCUCCCUCUGCAGGGGCCACGGGAGUCGGGGGAGCAACGGCCCCCACGCCCCAGCCAGUCGUGCCCCCUGCCGCCCAUCCCAGUAACCCACAGCCCGCCCAUGAACAGUGCCUCUCCGGACAGCAGCCCCUGCCGCCCGACCACCAUGGCUACCACGACCAGGCGCAGUUCGAGGCUGACAAGAGGGCUGUCUACAAACACCCCCUGUUCCCUCUGCUGGCACUGUUGUUCGAGAAGUGCGAACUUGCCACGCAGAGCGCCGACUCCGUCAGCAGCGACUCGUUCAACUUGGACAUCCAGGCGUUCGUCCAGCACCAAGAAAGGGACCGCAAGCCCUUCCUCAUGAACGACCCCGAGGUGGAUGGACUGAUGAUCAAGGCCAUCCAGGUACUUCGCAUCCACCUGCUGGAGUUGGAGAAGGUGCAGGAGCUAUGCAAGGACUUCUGCAACAGGUACAUCACCUGCCUGAAGGGCAAGAUGCAGAGCGAGAACCUCCUGAGGACGGAGUACGGCUACGACUCGCCCGGCUCUCCUGACGGAGGGAGCCCGUACAACGGACACCACCAACAUCACCUGCAUCACCCUCAUGCCCAGGUAGUUAGCGCCUCAGGACAGGUAUUAGCGGGAGAGCACCACCCUUCCGGGCAGCAGCAAGCAAGCGCCUUGUGUCUCCAGGUUUCUCAGCAGCAGCAGCAGCAGCAGCAGCAUCAGGUGCAGCAGCAGCAGCAGCAGCAGCAACAGCAGGCAGACUACCACCAUCACCAUCACCUCCGCCACCACCACCACCACCCACACCACCACCAGCACCACCACCGACCACCAUUACCGAGCAGAAGUCCUCUUGGUUUGGUCCCAACCACGAAGCCCUCUGCCCCAACGCCACCCACAGCCACCGCCAUCUCCACCAACGCCCACGGCCCCCGCGUCUCACCCACCACGCCGCCCACACGGUCCCUUCCCACGCCCUCGUCUCCACCCCUCAUCCAGGGCAGCACUCCACUCUCCCAAAUCGGUGCCCACCCAUGCCCUCCCCCACCGGAGACCAGCAUCGUCAAUUUGCUGGCUCCCUUGACUCCGCCAUCUUGCGAGGAGGAAGAGGAUGGAGGAAUGCGACGGCAGAAGCGAGGAGUUCUUCCCAAACACGCUACCGCCAUUAUGAAAGCCUGGCUCUUCCAACACAUCGUCCAUCCAUAUCCUAGUGAAGAUGAGAAGAGGCACAUCGCAGCGCAGACGAACUUGACGCUUCUGCAAGUCAACAAUUGGUUCAUCAAUGCUCGACGGCGCAUCCUCCAGCCAAUGAUUGAUGCUUCCACUCCUCCUGACCAGAAGACUAAGAAAUCGAAGGCCUACAAUCCCAAGGCCUCUGCCACAAGGUUCUGGCCAGAUAGUCUAAUAAGUCUGCAUGGUAAAACUCAGAAUAACAUCAGUACAGCUUCACCACUCGCUCGCAAGACUAAUACCUUGUCUAACACGGAGGUGACUGCGAGCCCGGCUUCUACUAUGGACGAAGAGGAGGUAGAAGAGAUCGAGGAUGAAGAUGAGGAGGAGAGAAGAGGAAAAAAGGUCAAAGAGGAAGAGGGGGAAUAUGAGGAGGACAACGAUAGUUUGCAACGACGUGAGAGCCCUUUUGACAAUGACAUCGACAUUGGCUCUUUGUAGUCCAGGUUUUUCUCUUAAGAUGCCGAAAUGAUUUCAAAUCUUAUUUUUCCCACCUUUGUGAUGCAUUUAUGGCUUUCAUUUUCAUGGUAGUGAAUCAUGUAGGAAUUUUGUUUUCAAAGAGGAAGUAUAAAUGUGUCGCGGAUACAGCUGUGCCACAAACAACGAAGUACUGUUUGUUGAUCUAUGUUCAGCAUCUGAGGCUGGUCACACACAUGGGAAACAAUUGAGAAACUGAACAGAGUUGCCAUCAACAGGCAGAUAGAAAGACAUAUACAUAGACGUUUAAACUUAUUUUGAAGGAUUUUCACAUUACUGGCAAAGAAAUAAAUAUACUAUUGUUAAACGAUAUCCCCAUCAGUAUUGAUUGCUUCCAACUAGGUUAUUUACACUGCAAAAUUUGCAAUUACUCGACCGAUUUUUGUGUGAAUGGAGCCUUAAAGCUAAGAAAGAUAGAUAGUUGGUAUUAUUAUGAAUACCCAUCUGUUAUCGUUCAUCAGUGUCUUUUAACUACACCUUACAUAAACUGACUUGGUAAAGUGGGUUACUUAAACGAAAAGGCAAAUCCUCCAUUCCCUGAAAUUCCUGGUUUUCAAAUGGUUGCAUAAUUCACAUUCUCAUUUCUGUCGUUGUACAGAGGAAGGAGAACCCAUGGAUUGCUGGAUUUGUCACAUUGAUUGAGACCGAAUGUAAUGCAAAUGGUUUAGGUUAAUUGUCAAGCACUUACGUGAUUGACACGCAUUAUUUUGCCUAAAUGGUUCUCGAGAGAAAGUGCCACACAUUUACUGAAGGCAAAAACUUAUUGGUAAAACUGAAUGUUUAUUUGUUAUGAAAAUGUUAAAGCAAAGACUCCAUCUGACUGUAAAGUGUUAUACAAUAGAACAAAUAUUUAAAAAUAUAAGAAUCAGCUGUCAUAUCAUAUUGAAAACACUACUUUUAGGAAGGGAAGACCUUCUACCUGCUCUACACAACGAAUCAGCUUAAUGUUUCUGUUCCUCAUUCCUUAGAUGAUAUUGCCAAUGUGAGAAUAAAGGCAAACUAUUGCAGUAGCCAAGUCAUAGACAUGAGUAGACACAUUUUGGGGCCAAAGUGAGGUAUACUAUUACUAGAUCGUAAGUGUGAGAAUGUUAAUCACAUAAUUGUAAGUGUAUGUCAUGGGUAAUGAGGUGGCAAAUAUCUUUGUAAACGAUGAUAGAGAAAUAGAAUGUAGUAUCUUACUCAAAAGACAAAGAUUUCUCAUGUACAGAAACCUAGAAGGCACUUGACAGAGUGCACCAAUUUCACAAAUGCUGAUUGCAAGUCUUACUAAAUCAGUUCUUUUGAUGUUCACUCUUAUUUCGAAGCUGUUGAUUAAGACCAAAGUGUAUGGAGAUGUUUCUUCAGUCAUUCACACUACAGGGAAAGGGAAUGCUGAAAUGGAUGUUUGGAGGUAAUAAUGUAACAGUCAUUUAUCUUGUGUGAAUUUGAACUCAUUGUGAAACUGGUCUCUUAAGGAAUUUUAAUUAUCAGGAAUGACACAUACGAGCCAAUAUAAAUCCUUUUUGUGAGUAUAUUAUACCCAAAAAUCCUAAAGUCAAGAAUACAGUUCAUGUCAAGACUUUUCAGAAGUAAUUUUUUGUUAACAUACACAAAAUCAAGCCUCAUCGUUCUGUAAUGAAUAAUUCCAUUAAAAGUAACUAUUGCCUUCAAGGUAUUCCAUAGAACUCAGAUUAUUUAUUGUUUAUUGAAGGUAAAGCCUCUAACGCUGACAGGGCCAUCAAUUUGAGAUAUUGUAAUCGUUCAUCUUGUAUCCAACCUUUGUAUGGAUGCAAAGGCUAUCAGUGAAAUGCUAAAAUGAAAAGUAAGAAAUUUACAUUUUCCUUUCUGAAGGAUAGAUUGUGUCUAGGUCUCAUGUACUGAAGAAUUUGACAUUCUAAUGUACGAAAAGUAGGCUACAGUACUUAGACAAAGAUUAUUUAUAACUUCAAUGUGAAUCAGUUACGUUGAGGAGGUCACAUGAGACGCUUUGCAGAAAUAGAAUGCCAUCAAAAGGACUGAGUACAUGAAGUGAAAUACAGUCAGUGAUUAAACUCAAUCAUACUUCCGAUGAAAACUAUAAAGUGGUUGUGUUUAGAGAGAAAUCCUCAUUUUGAAUAGAUGUCAUAGUAAACAUUUAAUUUUUCGUGAAUGGUUGUCAUACCAAGUGCCAUUUAAUUUUUAUUUUGAUAAUGUAACCAUGUAAGAAUGAAUUGAACAGUCCAAGAGAAAGAAUGAGACAAAGCUAACUCAUUCUUAUAGGAAUAUGCAGGUGGGCUAAUUGAAUGUCAAGUUGAGCAACUAAACUUCUAACUUCACUCUCUGCUGAGUGACGCUGCCUCUUUCUACUCAUUGCUGUCCAGGUGGAAGCCCUAAGAACCUAAGAAGAAGCCGAAGAUUGAAGCAGAGUCAACCCAGUGCAGCAGCUGUAUCACUAAGCAACUUGAUCGCUGUAUAUUGCUUCACUUUACAUUCAAGAAUCUCCCCGAGCUUUGGCAUCAUCAUUUGUACCUACAUUUCAUGUCUGUGUAUCAAGAGAGAUAUCUUUCUAUGUGAAGUGUAUCCAGAUCUAUGUAUCCCUCCUCCUCCUCCUCCACCUCCUCCUCUUCCUCCUGUGAUCUCGAGCGUGCCAAUAUACUUUACAUGACCAUCCCAUCUAACAACAACAACAACAGCAACAACAGCAGCAGCAGCAGAUCACUCCGAGGUUGGCUGCAUAACUUGUCAUGGAUGGAUUUCAUGCACCGACUGGCCGUGUCAAUUACAGAGUGUAUUUUCAUCAGUGAAUUCCAGCAGGAUGCAGGAAACAAAAUAAAUAAAUAAAUAAAUAAAAAUCUGGAAAUGUCGGUGUACCGUAUUGCAGUUCAGUGGUUCUAUGAAUUCUCGCGUGGAAAUCUAAAGAUGACUGUGAUGCUCUUUGUGCGCUUUUGAGGGGCGAAGUGAACAUUGUGAGAGCAACACUCGUUUGUUGAGUGUUGGGGAAAACAUAUAGUAUUAUUCACUUAUAGCGUUGGUGACACUAGGGAACCAAAGAAUCCUCAUUCAUCUCACGAGAAUCUGAUUCUUUGUCUUAAGAUGUGUAAAGAGAAUCUUGUAUAAAGCAAGAGAUUUAUUUUCUGAAAUCAUCACUAUUCAUUUCCUCAAUUCAGGUAUCUGUAACGAAGUAUACGAUGCUGUGCAACUAAUAUAUUAGGUAUACGAGUACACACUUUAAGUAGGUUAUACGUAAGGUUAGCGGGUAGUGUGUAAUAAGAUUUAUUAGUUACAGAGUCCCUUUCAUAUUUGAUAAACACUUAAUGCAUAUAAUAUAUUCCCUUAUAUUCACAAAUGAAUAUUCUUUGGUUCCAUGUGUAUUUCUUUAAGGAAAAUAUCCUCACGUCCUAUACUGUUAUAUAUACUUUACCAAAGUAUAUAUAAAUCUCUGUGGAAGCGUGGUAGUGACUCCUGUCUCCCAUUUUCUAUGGUGGAGAAAAAAAAACAUUUUAUUUUGUGGUGAUGUGACCCUUUUGAACUUCAUGAUUUAUAUCUCAGAAAAUCAUUUGUGGUGACGUUGGAGAAAAUAAACCUUGUAGUAAACCUUGCCUGCCCUUAUAUAUAUAUAUAUAUAUAU
Molecule: messenger RNA, 6122 nt
Organism: Macrobrachium nipponense
Lineage: Eukaryota; Metazoa; Arthropoda; Malacostraca; Decapoda; Palaemonidae
Product: homeobox protein PKNOX2-like
Exons: 9
Coding region: 797-2500 (567 amino acids)
Biological process (GO): regulation of transcription by RNA polymerase II
Molecular function (GO): RNA polymerase II cis-regulatory region sequence-specific DNA binding
Source: RefSeq, a predicted model, not a curated record